CAAUAGCCAUCAAGUAGCACGAGGUAAUCAAGUGUGUUCGAAUGUAACAGCAGAAGAAUUUCACUACGUCGUUCCAGCUUUUAAACAUGCUAUGAUGUUACCAGCACGAUAACCAACAGCAUCAUCAUUAUCAUACUUGUAACCUGUGCGUACAAAUCGAUCAAUCUGAUUGAUCUGAUCGAUCAAUUGAUUUAGUCUUCGUUCAUCAAGUGAUUAUUUUAUACCAGUUUUCUUUAUGUUUAAUCAAUUUUGGGGUAAUAAUUGAAGGGUGAUUGUUAAUAUUAUCAAAUUGUACAAAUUUUUAUCAAAGUUUUUCUUCACAAUGGUUCGUAGUGCCAAUAUUUUUAUCGGACUCUGUUUUGUAUUGACUUUAUUCAGAGAUGUCGUUUGUGCAAUACCACCAUACAUAAAAAUAUGUAACAGGCACGAUCCAAAAAUAAACGAUUGUAUUUUGGAUUCGAUCAACCAACUUCAUGAAAAACUAGCUAUAGGAAUUCCAGAACUUGAUGUUCCACCAUUGGAACCAUUUAAAUUAAACGAAAUUCGAUUAUUGAGAGGACCCAAUGCUGCAAAACUUGACGUCAAUCUAACUGAUCUUCAAGUAUGGGGAGCAUCAAAAUUUGUUCUAUCAGAUUUGACAACAAAUGUCGAUGACGUAAUAUUCACAUUCAGACUACACUUUCCAGUGCUCACUUUUAAUGGAAAAUAUCAAAUAGAUUCUAAAUUACUUUUGUUGCAUCUUUCUGGAGAUGGAGAUUUAGAUGGCAGCUUCAAUGACUACGAUUCGAACAUUGUAUUAAAAGGACAGAAAAUUCGUCGAAACGAUAAAAUUUAUGUACAAUUCGAAAAAAUGAAAAUAAAAAUCAAAAUUGGCAAUGCGAACGUUUAUCUCAAAAAUUUAUUCAAUGGUGAUCCAGUAUUAGGAAAAAUCAGUAAUGAUGUUAUCAAAAGCAAUAGUGGAUUAUUGAUAGAUGAGAUUAAACCAGAACUUGAGAAAUCAUUAUCUACUGUGCUAACCAAUAUUGCGAAUAAAGUUGUCGAAGCUUUUACGUACGACGAACUGUUUCCAGUAAAUUAAUUAAAUUCUAGAAAUAAUAUAGAAAUUAAUGAACUUUUAUUAUGUUCGAUUAAUAAAUUAAUUAA
Molecule: messenger RNA, 1143 nt
Organism: Polistes dominula (European paper wasp)
Lineage: Eukaryota; Metazoa; Arthropoda; Insecta; Hymenoptera; Vespidae
Product: protein takeout
Biological process (GO): multicellular organismal reproductive process
Source: RefSeq, a predicted model, not a curated record